UGCGCUACAUACUAGCUGGCCCUCUCUUCUGCUCUGACGGUCCGAGUGAUGGGGCGUCAGGCUUCUGAAUACAGGCCUGACACGAUAUUACACUCCUGGCAGCUGACUGGUUGGCACUGGUCAAAAUGCAACGGAAAAUGAUUAGAUUAUGGAUUCUGCUGUGCUCAGGACAAUUUUUUUCUUGUUAUUCGUUAAUUUCUCGAGACUCGACAACGCUUCUCAGAACAGCAGGCCUUCAUCUACCUUCGGUUCUAAUAAUGGUGAAUACAAUGUUACCUUGGCAAUUGAUAUGGGAGCAAUGCAACGACUUCGGUACCAUUCUUUCUGUUUCGAACAACUCUUUCGGCCACUUGUGGUAUCGGCCCUUGAGUUAACCGCUUCGGACAGUUUCCCUACUUCUGGCCCGACUGGGGUCACCUGGAUGGCGCAGUAGCAAUCGGUCUUCCACAUGUGA
Guyanagaster necrorhizus is the source of this 454-nucleotide messenger RNA. RefSeq lists its product as uncharacterized. The coding region runs from base 126 to 374 and encodes 82 amino acids. The record is from RefSeq and is a predicted model, not a curated record. The transcript is spliced from 2 exons. Lineage: Eukaryota; Fungi; Basidiomycota; Agaricomycetes; Agaricales; Physalacriaceae.